This is a messenger RNA of Nerophis lumbriciformis (worm pipefish), 573 nucleotides long. NCBI's taxonomy places the organism in Eukaryota, Metazoa, Chordata, Actinopteri, Syngnathiformes, Syngnathidae. The record is from RefSeq and is a predicted model, not a curated record.
AUGCCGACUUAUCCAUUCCACGGUAUCUCGCCGCGCCUCGGCAAAGGCGUUUGGCUAGCCCCUUCGGCCUAUCUGACCGGCGAUAUCGAAGUCGGGGACGAUGCCUCGUUUUGGUUUCACACCGCUGCCCGGGGCGAUGUCCAUCGGAUCCGUAUCGGUGCACGCACCAACAUUCAAGACGGCUCGGUGCUACACGUCACCCACCAGCGCUUUCCCCUGACGAUCGGUGCCAACGUGGUGGUCGGGCAUAGCGCCAUGGUGCACGGCUGCACGGUCGAGGACGGCGCGCUGAUAGGCAUUGGCGCGCGGGUGCUCGACGGGGCGGUGAUCGAACGUGGUGCCCAGAUCGGCGCCGGUGCGGUAGUGACGCCGGGACAGUGCGUUCCAGCCGGUCACCUGGCACUGGGUGUGCCAGCCCGGGUAGUGCGACCGCUGAGUACGGCGGAAAGUGUCGAGAUCACCGCCAUCGCCGAGCGCUACGUGGCCUUGAAAGACGAGUACAUGGCGACACUGGCCGAUGCCGGCAGCCCGGCAAGCGAUUUACCGAACAGCGACCAAGAGAACGGAGAAUGA